This is a messenger RNA of Saccharomyces eubayanus, 1881 nucleotides long. It is a transcript of the gene NEL1, whose product is annotated as GTPase-activating protein NEL1. Lineage: Eukaryota; Fungi; Ascomycota; Saccharomycetes; Saccharomycetales; Saccharomycetaceae. The record is from RefSeq and is a predicted model, not a curated record. The transcript has a single exon. Bases 1 to 1881 code for a protein of 626 amino acids. Gene Ontology annotation, cellular component: endoplasmic reticulum exit site; COPII vesicle coat. Gene Ontology annotation, biological process: COPII-coated vesicle cargo loading; endoplasmic reticulum to Golgi vesicle-mediated transport; intracellular protein transport. Gene Ontology annotation, molecular function: GTPase activator activity.
AUGAGCUCUCCAAUUGAUUUGCUUUAUGAACCGUUUUCUCACCACGACUCGGCCCAGCCCUUUGACCCAAAUCUAAAGUGCGCUGGAUGCGGUGCCUUUUAUUCGAUGGAUUGCCCACUGCGGGAGCAAAACCUCUGGUCAUGUUUAUUCUGCAGCCGCUCCAACCCAAUGGAUAGAACGCCGUUGGUAUCGUCUGACGCCUACACUUUGACCUCUGAGAGAAAAGGCACGUUUGAAAGAAGAACCGUUAUGGUUAUAGACGCCGUUUGCGGCCCCCAUGAGCUGGAUCAUUUGAUUGCCACGCUGUGUGACGCCGCCGCUUCCAAGGACAGCGAGCUGACAUGCGUCAUCACCAUUCAGGACUCAGGCAGUGUCACCGUGCACAACACUGUGGGUCAGAAACGUAACGCUGUUUUUUCAAUUGAUGACUUUAUGACCCACUAUAAUCUCGAUAAAUUGAAUGUCAAACAUUUCGAAAAAAAAUUAAGAGCGACUCACUCAACAUCGUACUGGUUUGCACACGACUCUUUGAAAAAGCAAUUGCAGGAAAUUUCCAAGACGGCAAAGGAGGGGAGCAAGUCCAAACGGGGCAAACGCUGUACCGGAUUAGCAUUAUUCAUUGCCUCCAUAUUGGCGUCUCAAUGCGCUUUGUCAACUUGUUGCCAUAUAGUAUCAUUUCUUAACGGCCCAUGUACCAAAGGCGCUGGGAAGGUCUUAUCAAGGGAACGUAGAAAACAUAUGAGACAAAACUAUCAUUUUGAUUCCGAGAAUCCAAAUUCGAAAUUGUCCAGAAGUUCGUGGAAGUUUUAUGAAGAGUUAUUCAAGAAAUUUAAACAGCAGAAAUUAAACUAUGAAUUUUUUAUAAGCUCGUUGGAUCAAAUCGGUUUGCUGGAAAUGGGUCCGUUAGUAAAUUCAUCAAUGGCGGUUUCUCAGUUUGAUUCCUUCAACGACGAGAGAUUCGUUAGAUGUUUCCAGAAAUACUUGCGUUUGAGAAAUGAAAAUGCCAUUUACAACUGUAAGAUGAAAAUAUUAACCGCUGAAAACACUUCGAUUGUGUAUGAGAUUCCUGAUUAUGUUUUGAACCCGAAGAAUCUUUCUCUACCGGUAGAAAUCUCACUGGGCAACCGUUCCACAAAGAAUUCUGUACAGCUUCAAACUACGUUUGAGAAUAGUGAGCAAGCAUACACUAAAAUCGAAACAUUUGUGCUACCAGCGCAACCAAAGACCGAUUUGUUUCAAAUACAAAAAAUAAUUGCGAUAGCAAUGAAAAAAAUGGCUUCUCAAAUCACCGGUAAUUUCGAUUACUCAUCCAAACAUACCAAGGAGUUGAACAAGCAAUUAGCUUCUUUACUAAGGCAAGUUCAGGGAAUUGACAAGGACAAGAUUAUAGAAUGGUGUUAUUACUUAUACAAAUCGCCCAUAUUAUCGAGCAGGAACACUUCACCGGAUGAAAGGUACCUCUUCCUUCACCAAGUACUCAACUCCAGUCGUGACGUCUGUCUUUCACUAUGUAAACCUUUGAUUUGGAAUUAUAAUGACUCAAAACACGACUGGGUCGUUUUGGACAUUUCGCUGGCAAGAACACCGAUAUUCCAAGAUGGCAACACYACUUUGUGUAUUGACGGUGGGUCAUACGUUAUUCUAAGAAUAGGAGAACGUUUUCAAAGGGAAGGCCAGGAGUUCUGUUGCAAGCUUUUAAAUGAUUUACAAAGAUUUACCCAACCAUUAUAUGUGGAGACUGAAAUUGGUGGGAGUCAGGAUCGCUUCUUGAAAAGUAAAAUUGUUCCUUUUGAUGCCAGCGACAAGAAAAUUCUUGGUACAGAAGAUAUGACAUUCCGAGAUUUCUUCAACUUAUACACCAGCUCGACUGAAAACAAAUAG